Messenger RNA from Gregarina niphandrodes, 357 nucleotides. RefSeq lists its product as hypothetical. The transcript has a single exon. The record is from RefSeq and is a predicted model, not a curated record. The annotation marks the transcript as partial. NCBI's taxonomy places the organism in Eukaryota, Apicomplexa, Conoidasida, Eugregarinorida, Gregarinidae.
CACUCUUGGAUACUCCCGCUUCACGCACUCCCCGUAAUACAACAACGCCUCCAGGAAUCGCAACGACUCUGACGAUACCGCCACCGCAUUCCUCUCCGAUACCAAGGCAUCCACCAACCGACGAGCCGCUCUUGGUCCUUCAUUUGUUAUCCUCUUCUCAAAGUCUGGCACAAUCAACGCCAACUCCGUGUCGUCUGGAACACAGUCACCUGCCACUGUGCCACCUGCCACUGUGCCACCUGCCACUGGGCCACCUGCCACUGGGGCACCUGCCACUGGGGCACCUGCCAAUGGGCCACCUGCCACUGGGCCACCUGCCACUGGGCCGUCAUCUGCCUCGCUGGCGUGUGUACAGCC